GUUUUAUUAUUUCUGCAAUAUAUAUAUAUAUAUAAGGCCCCAAGUUUCUUUGGUUUCAGCGAUUAGGGUUUUACGCUGCUUGUGUGCCUCAUCCUCCAUCACCUCCUCCGAGCUCUACACAGAAGAACGCAGCCAUGGGGAAGACACGUGGAAUGGGAGCUGCUCGCAAGCUGAUGUCCCACCGCAGAAGGCAAAGGUGGGCUGACAAGUCAUACAAGAAGUCCCAUCUUGGAAAUGAAUGGAAGAAGCCUUUUGCUGGCUCAUCUCAUGCCAAGGGAAUUGUCCUUGAAAAGAUUGGUAUUGAGGCUAAGCAGCCCAACUCUGCUAUUCGUAAGUGUGCCAGGGUUCAGCUCAUCAAGAAUGGGAAGAAGAUUGCAGCAUUUGUCCCCAAUGAUGGUUGCUUGAACUAUAUUGAAGAGAACGAUGAAGUCUUGAUUGCUGGAUUUGGACGAAAAGGUCAUGCUGUUGGUGAUAUUCCUGGUGUCAGGUUCAAGGUUGUGAAGGUCUCUGGUGUGUCUCUUCUUGCCCUUUUCAAGGAGAAGAAGGAAAAGCCAAGGUCUUAAAUUUGUAGAAUGCUUCUUUGUUUGCAUUAGUGUUUCUGGAGUAUUAUGAAUUUUGUUUUGAGGUGAAUGCAUUUGAUGGACAAUUUUGUAUCUUUUCUAGCUUUAUCACUGAACUUAAUCAUUUUAUAUUUUAGUAAGAUCUUACCCUGCC
This is a messenger RNA of Lotus japonicus, 714 nucleotides long. RefSeq names its product 40S ribosomal protein S23-like. NCBI's taxonomy places the organism in Eukaryota, Viridiplantae, Streptophyta, Magnoliopsida, Fabales, Fabaceae. Gene Ontology annotation, cellular component: cytosolic small ribosomal subunit; ribosome. The record is from RefSeq and is a predicted model, not a curated record. Gene Ontology annotation, molecular function: structural constituent of ribosome. The coding region runs from base 135 to 563 and encodes 142 amino acids. The transcript has 4 exons. Gene Ontology annotation, biological process: translation.